AUGCGGAUGGAGACGUGCUAGCAAGCUGUAAACAGAUUGACAGGGCUGGGAAGAGCGUGUAAGGAAUACAGCCGGUGCGGAGCGUGGGUGCCAGGAAGGAGUUGCAGAAGCAUAGAUUUCGGCAGAUUCAUAGGGCAUUCUUGACGGCAUCAGUCGGUCAUGAAAGGACAAGGCAUGGAGAUUUCCUUUCACCGUCGGUCUUCUCCUUUACAAACACGCGUGGUGGUGAUGAGCGACCCUGGGGUAAUAAAACCAGCGACGAGUCUCACCGCGCGCAACGAAAGACCAAUCAUACCAUUGAGCAUCAUACACCAUAGCUCUCAACUUCCGCUCUGCACUCAUCCCAUCAGCAUCACUCCACACAUCUACCAGGUCAAUUUGUUCCACCAUAAGAGAGAUUCCCACUUCCAGUCAGGCAUCACGCCGCAGGCCCGCAUCAAACGACCCGCGCAACAAGUGAAGCCAGAGAGGCAUCCGCACACUCCACAUCAUCACAUGGUCUCUCUUCGAGAACCCAACCCCCCUGUAGUCUACAGCCCGUCUAUCUCCUGCAUGCGUCCAUCGCAAUAUCUCACCCGCAACGCACCCCGGACGGUCGAGCAGUAGCGUCAUUCCCGCCAUGUGCCAGUGCCAUGCCGCCGCGCCGCGCCGCGCCGCGCCCGCGCCAGUGCCAGCGUCGGCGCCGAUGGAAUCAAUUGCAGACCGAUCCAAGACACGCAUUGCA
Dissoconium aciculare CBS 342.82 is the source of this 724-nucleotide messenger RNA. RefSeq lists its product as uncharacterized. The record is from RefSeq and is a predicted model, not a curated record. The transcript has a single exon. Lineage: Eukaryota; Fungi; Ascomycota; Dothideomycetes; Mycosphaerellales; Dissoconiaceae. Bases 160 to 606 code for a protein of 148 amino acids.